Messenger RNA from Mya arenaria, 1254 nucleotides. RefSeq lists its product as uncharacterized. The transcript has 5 exons. NCBI's taxonomy places the organism in Eukaryota, Metazoa, Mollusca, Bivalvia, Myida, Myidae. Bases 146 to 622 code for a protein of 158 amino acids. The record is from RefSeq and is a predicted model, not a curated record.
UAACUUAAACAACAAUGAUUUCAAAGGACUUUAGGUCAUUCUGAAGUGAUCGUGUCACUGUGUUUUGUGAAAUUCUGUUUCGGGGGUCAUACGACCUUUCGUUUUGAACAAAAUAGCGAUCAAAAAGGAACACUUGAUUCACAGAAUGAAGGACUUAUGGACAUACAUGUAUAGACAUAUAUUUCUGUGUUAUUUACGAACAAGACAUUUGUGUAUUAUGUCGUUGAUAUUAAGCGCAGCUUGCGGCACAUACAUUAUACGCCCUGCUGAUUACACCGCACCGACCAACCCGUGCAGAGAUCAGGACCGAUAUUGUUCUAUCAAGUGCACCGUCUUAAAGCUGCAUGGUACCUUUAACUGCAGUUUUUGCGUGUGCAAUGAUAAGGAAAACUAUGUAAAAUGGGACACCACCCCUGCAAGCCAGAUGUCAACACAAAUACCGACAACUCUCGCCCCUGACCACAUCAAGGCAAACAAUAUCGAGUACCACAAAGUCAGCGACCCAUGUGACCUUGCCCUUGAUGGCACUUGCCCUGUGAAGUGCACUGAGGUAGCAAUCAACAGAAGCGGCACAAAAUGUACACAAUGUGAUUGCCAUGGAUCUGCAGUUUUGUUUGGUUGAACAGAGACCUCGUGCAAAGAUAUAAAGGAAGUUGUGAUAUAUAUAUAGUUGAAUCUUUGAUAUGUAACCAUAUACGCAAGCGGCGAUAUUCAUAAUUAUCUCUACAAUUACACGAAUCAGUGUUAAGCUUGGACAAUGUGAUUCGAUGUAAAAAGGCAUGCUAGACUAUCUUUAUCAAAGUCAUGCAAAGAUUUCACUUAAAUUGAAUGUAUAUUAAGCUUAAGUAUUCACGACAUAUGACAUAUGCAAAUAAAACGUUGAAACAAUUAUAUGUAGAUUUGAAUGCAGAGUUCCAUGCCAGACGUUGAAAGAACUUAUAUGCAAAAGACUACACCAAGUGCAAUUUAGACAUUGAAACAAUAUUAGCAGACGCAUACAUAUACGGCAUCAGCAAGUUGCGUCAUAUUCGGGCACUACCGUUAUUUCAACACAACGGAGUGCAUGAAAGAAAACUUCGCAGUCUAUUUAGAACAUUAUGAGGAUAACGUUGUUGUACAUCCAACUUAAGUCCGCAAGAAACGUGUAUGUGGCAAAACAGGCAUCUAAAAUGCUAACUGAUACGUUGAAGGUAUGUCAUGAAAGAUUGCGUGGUGCUACUUGUACACGCAAAUGCAUGUGUGAAACACUUUAUU